Messenger RNA from Talaromyces amestolkiae, 17934 nucleotides. RefSeq lists its product as uncharacterized. Lineage: Eukaryota; Fungi; Ascomycota; Eurotiomycetes; Eurotiales; Trichocomaceae. The record is from RefSeq and is a predicted model, not a curated record. The coding region runs from base 1 to 17934 and encodes 5977 amino acids. The transcript is spliced from 3 exons.
AUGGUGUUCAAAGCUCUAAUGGGCGGCGGCAGUCGCGAGGACCUGAGCUCGCGGGGAUCCGUCCGUCGCAAGUCGUCUUCUACGACCGGUGGUGACGACUCUGGUCGCACACCGUCGUCCCGCCGUCAUUCAAAAAUAUCUUCAGCUUCCAGUGUAUCUUCCAGCCGUAGGCCAACACGGGGUGACGACCGUGACCGUGGGCUGGGAGAUAUAAGCGGCAGUCGAAGUGUAACGGGAGACUCGACGACGACCUAUGUUACCGCCGAGCCAGCCUCAUAUGAUGAUGAACCUUUAAUAAUUGAACGUACUCCUCGAUCAGAUCGCGAUGACCGGCAGAGAUCAAGUCGCGAUAGUAGUGAUCGUGAUUCGAAGCGGAAUUCAGAAAAACGAUACUCGGAAGAGCGGUCGAGCAGAGAUGGUACGAAUGGCCGAGAUCGUACGCGGACUCGUGCACAAUCUGGAGAUACUGCUGCGCACUUUGCUGCUGAGAUUGCGAAUCCCGGGUUCAAUCAAUUCCCUAUGCAAUAUGAUUCCUCUAAUAUACCUGGCACCUCAGCUCCCUACCAUCCUCCGCUAGAUUCGCAUAUUACACAACAAUUUCCAGGACAAUUACCAGACACCAUAGCGCAACCCUACAUCCCACCAAAUCCUGCAGGGUUUGCUGCCGACUACUAUAAUGAUCAAGGCCAGUCAGUCGCUCACCAACCGGGAGUGCGCCCUCAGGCUCCAGAAAUUAUCAUGGGUGCCGAACCCCAUCUGCAGGCGGCAUCUCCCAUGGCCAAUCCCCCACCCGAACCAAGCAGUCUUGGUCAAGUUGGCGCGGCAGCUGAGUACUAUGCUGCCGGCGACUCAUUUGCAACUUCAUCGACUCCCGCCUCUUCCAAACCACCGAAACCAAGCAAACCCUCAAAGCCAUCAUCUUCUUCAAGACCUCCCAAGCCAACCUCUGCGUCCUCAGUGGCUGGAGAGGCCGCAACCUUUGGUAUCGGCUCAGAAUUGAUGAACCAAGCUAGCACCAACUACCCUACGACUUCUAGUGGUCAGUCAAGACCUCCGAUGCAAGCGACUGGAGGUUCUUCAUCAUCCCAUAAUGGUGUAGGUUUGGCUUUAGGUGGCGCGGCUGCAGGAGCUGCAGCAGCUUAUAUGCUCAAUCAUCAUAGCGAGCAAUCAAACCCGAAUGCGCAACAUACCAACCAACAUAAUGAGUCGUAUGGGAUAGGCAUUCCUACAAACGGAAACUUUCAGCAGUCUUCUUUCCAAGGAACUCCUAGCCCAUACGCACCGCCUGGAUACGCCAAUCGCCCGCCAUUAGGACCUUCGUAUUCUUCUGGAGGUAUGCAGCCCGGAUCGCUGGCUUACCAUCAAAAACAUCAUGGGCCGCUUUCCGCAUUUGUCGACUUUUGGAGAGACCCGGAAGGUGUCGGCAAGUUUGAAGACUACACCGAGGCUAUCGGAGUGUGUAAAUACUGUUUCGAGCCCGGCACAACGUCCUUGAACGCACCACGAAAGCAUCACUAUGACCGACGAAGGCGCUCUCCUGUCGUUGAUAGAUACGGCAGUAGCAGUCGAGUUGACAAGUUGACUCGCUACAAUUCGUCUGAGGAUGAAAGCCGGCGCAAGAAGUCAAAAGGCAGUUCGUGGUUGGCAGGUGGCUUAGCAGGUGGACUCGCCGGCUAUGUGGCAAAGUCCUUGUUCAGCAGUAAGGAUUUUGAAGAUACAUAUAGUGUGCGAUCCGGUGCUCGUGUCGAGUCAUCGCGCCGUCAUACCUACGACGAUGAGAGUAUGGUAUCUUCGAGCAAGGCUAGUUCCACGUCCCGUGGCGUGGUCUCGAAGAAACGAUCGAGUGAUGAUAAGAGUUCGGUGUUGAAAGACUCUAGGACUUAUCGUUAUUCGCGUCGCUCUUCUCGCUCGCGUUCGCGAUCGACCUCUAGAGACCGCCGAACCAGCAGUGGUCUCAAGGAAGCAGCAAUUGGUGCAGCCGUCGGAACUGCAUUGACUGCGGCCGCGACGCGGUCUUCUGAGAGGAAAAGGAGUCAAGAUAGGUCUGCACAACGCCACAGAAGACGCCAAUCUGAUUCUUCGGGAAGUGUCAACUUUGAAAGCUCCCGAAGACGCGGCAGAUCUAGUCCCAGAAGCUUCAGAUCAUUCUUUACCGCUCCAUCGGCCAAUCGCCGGAAGAAGUCUUCUAGGAAAGAACGAGGAUUCUUCUCAUUCGGCAACUCGUCUUCUUCCUCCGGUGACUUUGAUCUUGCCUUUGGCGGCUCUGAGGUCUUCGGUUCGACGGUAAGUGGUCGAUCUAACAAGUCGAGCAAGUCGAGCAGAAAACAAAACGUCGACGCCGAGAUCUUGGGUCUAGGACUUGCAGCUAGACAGCUUGCGCAUUCAUCAUCUCGCAAAGAGUUGACACCUCGCGAUCUCGCUCGACCUCCGAGUUACGGGCGGCCCUCGAAAGUCGAGGAUGAAGAAUGGGAGGACGCUGAAUCCUCAGAUUCUGCCGUCUCUACGAAUUUGGCUUAUGGUGGAAGUGCUAUUUUUGGAAGUUCAGAAUCUGUUACUUCUGGAUCGUCCUUUUGGCCGUGGAGCUCGAGCUCGCGCAAGCAGAAGAAAGCCCAGAGGCAGUACUCGCAACCUCCUCCAACCAACGACUACCCCUACUACUCUAAUGACUACGCCAGUCAAGAUGGCUCUAGCGGUAGAGGUAGUCUUCAGCAAGUCGUUCCGGUUCCAACAAGCGAUCCGACACGGUUUGAUGUCGUGCGGAUGUCGACAUCUUCGUAUCCGAAUGUACAGCCUCCGUUGGUACGACCUGGCCCAAUACCCCUUCAGCAGCCCCAGCCUUUUACUCCAGUCUCUCAGUCGGUUUACUAUCCCACCGUCACCGCACCCGUCGAACCUCUUGUGCAACGCAUUGGCCUAGAGGACAAUUCAAGCCGAGAUAUACAACGGCAACGUCGCAGUAAUUCCUCUCCUGUUCUACCCACGGCGCCUCUUGAUGGGCCCUCACCAGGAAUUCUCAAGCGGAGAUCGACAGCGAAAGACCCAGGAACAGUCUCAUUUGACCUCACUGAGGAACAGGCAGACCGAGAAGAAAAGCUUACCCGCGGGAACAAAAAGCGGGAUCGUCAGCGGAAAGAAGAAUCUGCAGCCUGGAGUGAGAAAGUGGAUGCACUCGCUGAGCUAGAAAGGAGAAGGGAAGAGCGCCGUCGCCGUGAAGAAGCAGAGGCCGAGGAAGUUGCUCGCAAGGUCCGACAAGAGAAACGUCUCAAGGAAACCAAGCUUGAUGAUCGCCCAUCAGUCCUUUCUAAUGGAGAGAGAAGGCAUGUCGCGGAGGACAUGACACAAACGAGUGAUAACGGAAAGGGGCCAUCUUCAUCUUCAUGGGUUCCACCGGCAAUUGCUGUUGUCGCAGGAGCUCUAGCCGAAAAAGCAUUAGAAGAUGAUCGGUCUAGUGCAUCUACUAGUCGAUACGGAGAGCGUAGCAAAAAGCGGCGAUCUGAACGACGUAACGCCUCUGAAAGCCAAUCAGAAGUAACAGAGAUCCCUCGUGAAGCACCUACUCAAGCAGUCGUGGAAGAUGAUGACGAGCACAUGGAGAAAGAAGAGCACAUUGCUAGAACUUCUUGGACAGUCCAGAAUCAGAGUCCUGCCGCUCACGAAAGUUACGAGGAUUUCUUCACGCCAGAGGAAUUGCGGCAUCAGGACACUCAUGAGGAUUCCUCGCCUAAUAUCGUCGAGAUUAUUCCACGUUCUGAGCGCCGCGUUGAACCAUAUCUUGGUAGCGAUCUUGACAAGCCAGAUCCAUCGUGGCCUCCUUUGGUCAUUAACAUCAUCAAGCCAACUCCUCCGGGCAGCUAUGACGGUUCUGUGAGAGACGCCCACUCCCCCGUACCCACGACACCGGAGCCAAUCGAGAAGGAGGAGCCAAAAGAGGAAGAUGUUGAAACGACACCCGUCCGUCCAACCACUGGCUCUCGUGUUUCGUGGGGUGAUCACCAAGUUUACAAGUACGAAGUUGAGACGCCUCUCUCCGACAAGGAAGAGCAUUUCGAGGAGUCCGAUCACCACGAAGCUGCUGCGUCAGCCGAUUAUCAUGACAACGAAAGGAGUUAUGAGGCCUUAGUUGAAGAAAAGCCCGUCACUCGUGAACUAGAUGAGACUGAGUCCACUUCAAAGCACUCAAUGCCGGGUAGUUUCGAUGACGAUGUUGAGUUCGCAGCCACACUCGCUGCUGGUGCUGAAAUAGCCGGCUUUGAUCCUACUGUUGUGACUGAUGAUGCCAGUUACUACGGAAAAGAUCACCUGUCGAAAUUAAAAGACACUUAUCGACCUCCUGCUGUCGAAAGUGUUACCGAUCUCGGUGAAGCAGUGUCGGUGCCAUCAGGGUCAGCAAGCAAGGGGUUCCGUGCACCAGAGUCUUUUGAUUUAGAGGAUGUUCAUACCGAUGAGAUCAAAGUAAGCAAAGACGGUCAAACCUCAACUCGGUCCAUUGCCGUCACAGAGCCGGUAGAUGUCACUAUGUCCGAGAUCCUCGACCGCAAGUCAACCAAGGAGUUGCGCGAUGACGCUAGCGACAGUGUUCCAUCCUCACCUGUCAGAGAUGAGAGCAAAAAGUCAAAGAAGAAGAAGAGACGAUCGAAAACGCUUGACGAUCUUGAAAUUGAGUCAGAAGAGCGCUCAUCAAGACGAUCUGCUUCGAGAGAUCAUUCUGACAGUAAACAACAAGAAAAGUUCGACAAUGUAGACUUUGAGCCGACAUUGAAACGGGUAGAAUCAGCACCUGUGACGGACGACUGGAUCGAAGAAGACAAGGAAAGGCGUCAUCGCAGAUCAAAAGGCAGUAGUUCAGACCGCACUGAAUCACUGGAUGGCGCCCGUUCUGUUGCCGCAUCGGCUCCAGGGGCUGAUGAGACUGAGGAGUAUAGGUCCCGCAGGUCUUCUCGUAGGUCCAAAGAUGAAGAUGGAGACCUCGAGGACGACAGCCGCUCUCUCCCCGAUAUGGACGAUGAUGGAGAAAAGCGUAGACGGCGCAAACACAAACGUCACAGCGGAAACUUUGACGAUGCUGCCUCGGUAGUCUCCUCGCCAGCAAAGAUAGAUGAGACUCGCGAGAAGCGUCGCUCACGUGAGUCGUCGGUAGCCUCUACUCAGCGGUCCAGAGAGCCCGAAAAGAAAAGCGGUGGGCUUUUCGGCAGUCUUUUCGGCUCAAAGACAAAUACAGAACGCUCUUGGUCGACUUCCGGAAAACGUGAAACACAGUCAGAAAUUGGUGUCGAUGACAGUACGUCUGAGCGUAGACGCAAGAAGAAGUCUUCGUCACGUAGUAGCUUGAGCGGUGAUGGGCCUGAUGGUUGGGAUGUGGCAAGCGAAGCCGCUCAGUCAACAAUGGAUCUCUCUCAGCUGGGUAAAGCACUGGACGGCGAAGAUGGAGACAACGACAGCCAAUCGGCCCGCAGAAAGAGAAAAGAGCAAAAGCGGCGAAACAAGUAUGAGGAGAUUGUUGAUUCGGCUCGUGAUGCACCAGAUAAGGAUCGAUAUGCCACCGUCGACGAUAAUGAUAACGACAAAAAGUCUUUUUUAGGGAUGCGCCCCGAAAUGCCACCGGUAAAUAGUUAUGAAGAAGAUUCGACUAGAGACCUCGUGGGUGGUGCUUCGGGGCUAGCUAUCACUACAAGAGCGUUUGGACCUGGCAGUAUGAGUAUCGAAGAUCAGCUGCAGGAUGUGAACCAGCGUCUGAGAAGCCGUUCGGUAUCCCCUUCGAUGGCUGAAAAGACGUUCGAGUUGGCACCCAGAUCUCUGAGUCGACCUUCUUCCCCCGGAGGUAGUAAUCAAGAUGAGAAGGAAUUACGAGCGAGACGUCUGUCACUUUUGCGAACGAGUGACUCGCCUACGGCUGUUCCGUUGCAUUUCAGGAAACCGCCUACAUCUCCGAAUAGCUCUCGACGAGUCUCGAUGACUUCCCCAGCGCAAUCCCCUAGUUCACCGAGACCAGGUCAUCGACGUCCCAACUCCGUCGAAUUCAAGAAUGUGCGCGAAAUCCGCCCGCUCUGGCUCGUUGAAAGACAUAGUACCAGCAAACUUGACGUCGAGCCUGAGGGACCUCUCCCAUCUCUUCCAUCGAGCAAGACAUCAUCCCGGAGCCCCUCCGUCGAAAAUCUCCGCGAAGGCUUUGACGACGGCGAAGACGCUGUUACCGGCUUUUUCAUGGGCAGUGGUGACUCCGCCUUUAGCUGGGGUCGCAAACCAGUUGAUCUCCGCAUAUCCACGGACCAAUUACCUGCUGAAGAAGACGAUUUCUUGAACUCGCAGCAAGCGACUCCCACAGCUGAAACAUACAACAAUAACAACGAACAAUUUGGUCCGCCACCGAUCAAGAAAGAGAAGCCAAAGUAUGAGUUCCAUUCGCCAUCGGAGUUGCUGCAGGAUCCAACUACGUAUCAAUCUAUGGUUCCGGAGCUUCCGGAGUCGUUGGAUCGUUUGCCUUCUGUUGCGGGAUCAGAGUUGGGUGGAAAGGAACCUGAGAUCAAAACAGAGGAAGCACAUGUGGUGGAGUCAGCAAGAGACAUUGAUGUCAGGGAUGAGGAUCGGCGCAAGGAACACAAAAGUGGUAUAUCCUCGUUCCUGGCGGGUGCAGGKUUUGCUUCUAUUGUUGAUGCGGCUGUGUCUGCUGCUGUUAGUGACGCCGAGCCAGCUACAAAGGAUGUCGAUGAGCAUGCAGCAACCUCAAAGGAACUCACUGAGGAUGCUGGUCAUCAGGAGCAAGCGCCAACUUCAUUUAAGCCCGAAAGUUUCGGCGGCUUCGGCAACAUUGUAGAUGCAGCGGUUUCGAAAGCGGUCUCUGAAAAUACUUCUCAUGACGUGAUUGAUACUGAACGCGAUCACUCCAUGAAGGCAGACGAGGACGUCGCCGCAAAGCACACUCCUUCUUCCAACGCUGGUCUGUUCGCAGGUGUUGUUGAUGCUGCUGUUGCAGCGGCUGCCGGCGAAAUCCCUGCUGAAGUUGCUCAGCCAGACCUAGCUAGAGAUGUCAGCCAACAAGAAGGUACUGUGCGAGAACAAAAUGCAGCAGAGAUUCCUCUCAUUGAAGAAGAGUCCAAAGCUGUCGCCGAAGAAGCUAGCUCGGGUACUUCCAAGAAGCAGAAACGAAAGGACAAGAAAAAGAAGAAAAAGAGCAAAGAUCUUGACGCUCCUGCUGACGACAGUGAUGAAGGAGAGGCGACCACUGCUCCUGUUCCUGUGGGUGAAUUAGAUUCUUCUGCACAACCCGAGCCAGUGCCAAAGGCGGAAGCGGCACGGGCCGUACCUGUCACGGACUUUGUUGAUGAGCCAGCGGUCGCAGAGCAACAACCUGUCUCGGACGAUGUUGAAUUCAAAGACAAUGAUUUGGAAAUUACGAAUCACAUACCACUCGCUGGUGAGUCUCAACAAGUCGCUGAAGACGGCACUCAUGAUUUGGAAGCACCCACCUCAAUUGUGGAGACUGAGUUGUCCCCCGAGGCGGUCACCGCAUCUGCGGAGAACGAACAGACUACUACAGGCACCAAUGAUCAACCACCACAUGUGGCAGCGGAGCCUGAAGACGAACGAUCUUCGUCUGUGACAGUUACAACUUCUAAAUCUUCGAAAAAGAAAAAGAAGAAUAAGAAGAAAUCGCUGAGUCUGUCGGAAUCAGUUUAUGGUGAAUCACCUGAAGCUGCUUCGGUCGAUGAACCACAGAUCGAGUCUGGUGUUACUGUUACUGAGAAGCCAAAGUCAAUUGAAGAGGUAGUUGAAGAAAAGCCUGUGCUUGAAGAGAGUUCUGCUGGCAUGCCGUCUAUGACUCCGGAGACUUCUAUUGGGGAUGUGGCUACUUCUGGGGAAAAGCAGCAGGACAAGCUCGAGCUGGAAGUGGCAGAGUCUGUUGACAGAUCUGCAGCCAAUGAGGGUGACUUUGUCAUCGUCGCGCCAGAUGCCGAGGUAUCGCAGGAUAAUGAACAAGACAAGCCCGUCGAUAGUCCUGUCGAUGAAUGGUUCGACUCAGCAGAAACCGCAGAAGUACGGCCUACCGAGCCGGUAGAAAUUGCGCAAGACUCUGCUACUGCAGACAAGGAAAUGCAGACACCAGAUGUUCUCCAAGAUAUCACCGCUACCCCUGAAUCAGUGGAGAUAAAACAGACAGAGGAAGAGCUAGUCACAACUUCAUCGAGCAAAAAGAAGAACAAGAAAAAGAAGAAGAAAGGCCAGUCUUCGUCUAUCGAUGAUACUGCUUCUCAAGAUACAGAACAAGAAUCUUUUGUUCCUUCCAUUGAAAGUGAAGUCGUACAAGCGGGUGAUUCUGAGAGUCAGUCCAGAGAUGUUGAAGAAGUGGUACCAGAGACAUCUGAAGCCCUGCCUGCUGAAGCUGAAGAAUCCGCAUCGAAGUCAGAUGAUGCUUCUAUCCCCGUUGUUCCAGAAACUGUAGCAAAACCUGAAGUUUCUGAAGUGGUUGCCGAAGCGCUGACGGAAAGCGAAGCAGCUCCCAAGCAGAUCGAAGAGACCUCUGAACCACAGACAUUCGAUACUCCUAACGAACCUGCUUCAUCUGAGAUGUCACAGCCAGAAACCGACAUAAUCUCUACUCAACAGUUAACUACUGAACAAUUAACAAAAGAAAUUGAAGCAGCAGAGGCGACGCCAAGCCAAGAAGCAUUUGAAGAAGUGCCUUCUACCUCUAGCAAAUCAAAGAAGAAGAAGGGCAAAAAAGGAAAGCGAGUGUCUUGGGCUGAAGGAGCUGAAUUUGCUGUUGAGUCUGAGCCUGCGACUCCUGCAGAGCCUGAAACCCCUGCGCUUGAAGAGACUGCACCUGCUGUAACUUUAGAAGAGCCAUUAGCUGCCGCCGAAGAAGAAGCGGUGGUACCUAUCUCUGCCGAGCCUGAAUCUUCGACUGUCUCUGAAGUCGAGGCUCCACGAGAAAUAGAGACAGAAGUGCCAACACCAGCAGAGGCCGUUGAAUCUCUAACCCCCUCAAGCGCUGACGUCGAGUCUGCUUCAAUUUUCGAGCCAUCUUCAACAACUGAAACUGCUGAGAAAGAGCCUUCUAUCGAUCCUCAAUCCGAACAACAAGCCGAAGGCGUUGAGAACCUUGACGAGCAGCCUGCCUUCUUGCCUACCGAAUCUUCUCAAUUAAUCGAUGCCAAAGAACCACUCAAGGACGAAGCCGAUCAAUCCGAGGGUGCAAGUUCAAAGACCAAGAAGAAGAAGGACAAGAAGAAGGAUAAGAAGAAGAAAAAGGCAGCUGAAGCUUCUGCGCUCACAGACGAUGAGCCUUCUCAAGUAUCUGAUCCGCCUGUUGAUAAUACCGUCAAGGACGUGGCUGAGGUUACUACUCCUGCAAUUUCCGAGCCUAUUGAGACAGCUCCCGCUGAGCAGCCCGCUACAGAGGAACAAAUGAUGGAUGUUGUUCCAGUAGAAACUAUAGUGUCUCAAAACGCCGGAGUCUCAGAACCUACUGAGACGGCUUCCGCUGAGCAGCCAGUCCCCGAGGAUACAUCAAGAGAUAAUUUUCUGGGAGAUGCUCCUGUUUCGGAGCCUACUGAGCCACUUCCUGAAGACAAGCCUAUUGCCGAAGAACAAGCCUCAACUACCAUUUCUGAAGAUAUUCCAGAACCGUCAGCUUCCGAUGCCACUGCUGAUGAGCCGAAAUCUAUGGACAUUGCACAAGAAGAAGAGGAGACUCAGGAAACCUCCUCCAAGUCCAAAAAGAAGAAGGAUAAAAAGAAGAAGAAAGCGGCCGCCGCUGCUGCUGUUGCGGCUGCGGCUCUCACUUCGGGACAAGACUCUCCUGAGCCACCAGUCACUGAAGAAGCAAAGGAGCCUGCUGAGACUCUUUUUUCUGACGGUGCAGAAAAGACAGAAGACGUUGUCGAAGAGUCCAAGCCGGAUGAAACAAAGGAGGUUGAUGUUGUGGAGUCGGUAGCAGAGCCGCAGACCAUGGACGAACUGAUCGAGAAGAAUGUGGAGGAGCCUGUUAAAGAGCCCGUUCAAGAGCCCAUCUCAGAGCCUGCUCAGGAGACUGUUCAAGAGCCUGCGGAGGUGCCUGUGGAGGAAUCUGUUCAAGAGCCUGCGCCGGAGCCAGUGGAGGAGACAAAGCCCUUGGACCUCACGGACGAUGUGCCUACUCAAGAGACUUCAAAGUCCAAGAAGAAGGACAAGAAGAAGAAAAAGGCCACCGAUGCUCUCCUGCAGGAAGAGGAACCAACGCCCAAGGAGGAGACUACGGAUUCUACUCCAGCUACACCUGCUAAAGCCCCUGAACAGACGGAGUCAGCCACUCAAGAAGAGCAACUUCCCGAGGAGGAAAAGACGGAGGAAGUCAUUGCUGCUGAAAUCGAAGAGCCUCAGCCUGCCGAAACUCAUGUAGAGGUUCCUGCACAAGAAGAAAAGACUCCUGAUGUCACAGCAGAUGAUGAGUGGCCUCAAGAAACUUCCAAGUCCAAGAAGAAAAAAGACAAGAAAAAGAAAAAGGCUGCUGCAGCCCUCACCUUGGACGAGGAACCAACUCCAUCUGAACCAGUUGUUGAGGAGGCGGAAGCGAAGCCCACUGAAGCUGAAUCGUCUGAACCCCAAGAAAUGCCUAUCCUCGACGAAACAACAAAGGAAAUCACGGAAGAGCAGACUGCUGAAACUCAACAUGCAGAGCACCCCGUCGAAGACGUGAAGACUGUUGACAAUACUGAAGACGACAGCUGGGCUCAGGAGACUUCUUCAAAGUCGAAGAAAAAGAAAGACAAGAAGAAGAAAAAGGCGGCAGAAGCUCUUCCACGGAACGACGAACCUCAAACACCUGUCGAAGAAGAAGCAGCGGAGCUUGUUGAGACUGCAUUACCCGAGGUACAAGAAUCAUUUGCUGCGGAAGAACAGAGAGCCGGUGAGAUUUCUGAAUACAAGGAUGUCGAACCUGUAGCUACAGAAUCUUCAGCUGAAGUUGUACCAACCGAGUCACAACUCCCUGCUGCGGAGGAAGCAAAAGUGGACGAUGCUCACAAUGACAAGGACGUAGUCCCUGAAGCUACAGAAGCCUCCGCAGAAGAUGUCAAUGCUGUUCCUGUUGCGGCAGAGGACGAAUGGGCUCAGGAGCCUUCUUCUAAAUCAAAGAAGAAGAAAGACAAGAAAAAGAAGAAGGCAGCAGAAGCUCUCCUAUGGGAUGACGAACCCACUUCGUCCGACAGGCCUAUCGAUGAACAACCUGUCGAAAGCGAGCCCUCUGCCUCCGUGGCUCAAAUAGAAUCUCCUGUGGACGAAAAGAAAGCAGAUGACGCUACAGAAGUUUCCGAAACAGAAAUUCCUAUUUCUCAAACUCCAGACGAGACCCAGCAAGUCGAUAUUCCCGAAGACGAUAGCUGGAGCCAAGAAACCUCAAAAUCGAAGAAGAAGAAGGACAAGAAGAAACGCAAGUCACUUCAAUUAGAGGCCACCCAGGAGGAAAGCAAGCCCGACGUUACUGCUGAAGAGACAAAGGACAUUUCAGAUUUUGCUCUGGCUGUCGAAUCCGCUCCUGCUACUGAGGAUGUUACGGAAGCAGUUGACGAACAGAAGGAGGUCGACACUUCCGAUAUGUCGACGCAAGCGAUUCCACAAGAAGAUUCUGCACCAGUCCAAGCUGAGAACAUCGAAGACGAAGGCUCAACGUCAAAAUCUAGCAAGUCAAAGAAGAAAAAGAACAAGAACAAGUCCAAGGAUGAGCCGAUGCCUUGGGAUGAAGAGUCUUCGGUCAAGACACCAGAUGUGAUGCAGGAGGCUGCAAGUGAGGAUGCUCUCAAAAAAGAGUUUACUCGUGAAAUACAAGAACCUGCAAUUGUUGAUUCUACGGAACAAGAGAAACAGGAGUCCGAGCAGAUUGCUGAAGUGGGCCCAGAAGGUGAAAAGCUUCCGCCAUCAGUAGGUUCUCAACUACCUGCAGAUGAAUCCGUGUCAGUCCAACCUGAAGAACCCGCAAAUCAAGAGUCCUUGAAUGCUACAGACCUUACAGAGACUACCGACGCUGGGGAGCAGAGCCGUGACGUUUCCUCUCCCGGCGACAUCUAUGAAGAAACACGGAAUGACAACGAAUCAUCGCAAGCCAAGCCUGGGAAAAAGUCAAAGAAAAAGAAGAAGCGAGAUUCGAUGCCGUGGGACGACGAACCUGCAGAACAGCAGGACUCUUCGACAGCUCCUAUCGCAGUCGAGGCUGGAGAUGAGAUGACUUUGAUCAACUCGCAAAGUGAAGAGAAGCAGCCCGAGCUGGCGCCUCUCGAGGUACUGCAGUCACAGCAUGAACCAGUUAUGGAAGAGUUCAAGGAUCUAGACCCUGAUGAAGCUAAUGUGGAACCGGAAAAUGGAGAGUUGGCAACUGCAGUUACAGAAUCAACCAAGCAGCUAUCUGCAAAAGAGAAGCGAAAGGAGAAGAAGAAGCAGAAACGUCGUACGAUUGAUAUGGCAGACGAACCAAGCCCUGCGAUUGCAGACGACACCCCUGAGGUGACUGCGCACGUAGAAUCGCCUAUGCCAGACGAACAGCAAAACGACAACGAAGUAGCUGCGGAUGAUUUUGCGCCGGUUGGAAAAAAGAAGGGUAAGAAGAACAAGAGGCAAUCGGUAAGCUGGGAGGAGGAAGUCAUUCAAGCCGUCGCCAAGGAGGAACCGAAACCCGACGAGAUUGGACAAAUUACCGAAAAAUCUGAUUCGAAUUUUCCGCCUCUUAGCGAAGACCUCAAUUUGGGACCAAGUCAAACAGAGAAUGAACUGCAGGAGACGCCUGUUGAAGUCGAGGGUAAAGAAACUUUUCAGUCUUCCGAAGAGACUCACACCGACCAGAAAGAGAAAGAUUUCGAUUGGACUGAUAACGUGGUGUCUCCGCAGGUACAAUCUCAGACAGAAGAAUCUCCCUUCCCGGUUCGUUCCCCGAUUUCUGAUGAACGCGAUGAUUCCGACCGGAGCCGCCCUACUCCAACUACUGUAGAUGACGAAGCUGUAAUUCCUGAAGCUGUGGCAGAUGAUCAAAUCCCAGCUGCUGCACAAGAAGAAGGACCAACAGAACUCUCUACAGCUGAUUUCCAACCCGUCGACCAAGAGGMAGAGGAUAUAGACUGGACGGCUUCUAAAAGCUCAAAAAAGAACAAGAAAAAGAAGAAGCAAAAGUCAAUCACCACUGCGCCAGAUGAGUCCAUGAUCGUCGAAGAAGUAAACUCGCCAAGGACUUCGGUUGAGCAAGAAGACAAGCCCGACAUCGAACAACAAGCUGUCGAAACCGAUGAAUCACGAGAAAUCAAAGAAGGGUCUGCCGUUAUCGAAGACUCACUCCUGGUUCCAAAAUCAAUGCCUAUACAACUUUUCGACAAUGAGCAACCGAGAGACAUUCAAGAAGAGCCUACUCCAGUCGAAGAGGCUCCCUUGGUUUCAGAGCCAGUUCCUCAAACGGAAGAGGAGUUCAAAUCUGCCGACUCCCGCAAGAAGAAGGGCAAGAAAAACAACAAGAAGUCUGAUGCAUGGUCAUUCGAAGAGCUAGGCGAAGAGCCUGUGGAGGAGCAGAACACCAAACAAACCCCCAUCCAACUACCGGAUGAUGAAGUCAAAGAGGAGAUGGCUGCGGUUGACAACGACGUGACUGAAGUGCCUGAAGGAGUACCUCUAGCCCCAGGACCAGCGCAGGAGGAAGUCCUAGGGGAUACGAAAACCACGGAUGCCACUGUGAUUCCUGAAGAAAUACCAGAAGAGAAAAGCGUACCCCAAGAGGAGCUUCCUGAAAGCGACACCGCGCCACUUCCUGAGGCCCCAAGUCGCAAGCUUUCAAAGAGGGAAGAGAGAAAGAUGAAGAAGGGGAAGAAGGGGAAGAAAUUAGAUUUCGAGGAAGAAGAACCGAUUGCAGAGACUGUGGAGAAGGAAAUAGAAAGUGUCGGCAACGAGCAGAUUCCGGAGGCUGCUAAUGAGAAUGUCAAUAGUGCGCCAACCAUCGAUGAUAAGCCUGCCGCAGAACCAAUUCUCGAGAAGGCUUCUACUUUUCUGAAAGAACGACAGGGUGCCGAUUUGAAACCUGCCAUUACAGAGCCCGAUUUUGAAGAGGCUCCUGUUGCCCCCAAAAAACAACGGGUUGCCGAUGUGAAACCUGUAGAGUCCGUUCUUGAGGCUCCUAUUGCUCUCGAAGACCAGCAGGUUACCGAUGUGAAGCCUGCUAAUUACAUUUUAGAGGAUGAUCCAAUUACUUUUGAGGAACAGCAAAUUGUCGAUACCAAGCCUGCAGAACCCGUUUCUGAGGAAGCUCCUAUCAAUACCGAAGAGCAAGUAGUCGAGAAGGAAGUUGAUAUUGUGGCUGUUCAGAAGGAGCCAGUCACGCACAAGCUAUCCAAAAAAGAAAAAAGAAAGAACAAAAAGCGCAUGACAGAGACCUGGCCGGAAGAGCAGCCACUUGAGGUCAGCAGAGAUAUUGCACCUCAAUCAGAUGUCGUUGAGCCUAUUGCUGUUGAGGAAUCAGAAGAGAAUAUCGUCGAUAAUGUCGCUGUUGAAGAUACGAAUGUUGAACCUGAACAACCUCAUGUAUCACUUGAUCCAUUUGAUGUGCCAGACGCCGGAGACGAGGGUCCAAAUGAGGCCUCUGCUGAUUGGGCGAUUGACACUGUUGUCGCAGAACGAGACUCUGAGCCCAAACUAGACGCUGAUGCAGCGUUUCGUGCACGUCAGUUAGAGCAAGAGGCUGAUCUUGCUGUUGCCGCUUCUCUUUUUGGAGAAUCUGCCGAGCCAGAACCUGAAGAACUUGUCUCACGUCAGUCAUCCAAGAAGCAAAAAGGCAAGAAGGGCAAGAAAGACAAGAAGAAUGCUCCACUUGAGAAAGGAACUUUGAAGGACAUUGCCCCUGCUUCUCAAAUCGAGACAAUUCCAAAGGAAGAGAUUGCACAAGAGGAAUAUCACGAUACGGAGCAGUCUGAAUCCGCGGAAGAAAACUCGCGUUCUUGGCCUUCUGUCGAUUUUGACAAUGGCUUAUCUCGAACGUACUCUGAAAAUAAGAACGCACCCAGGUAUAUUGAGCUCGAACAUGAACGUGCAACCGGAUUCUUGGCACAAGACACGUCACCUAUGAUAAACGACUUCCGAGCAGAAGAGCUUCAUGAGGAAUCGACAAGAUCAAUAUCAGACAACCAGGUGGUCGAUGUAGAAAAAACAUCUCAACAAGAAGAUCGCAGCAACUCCCCCAGUCAAAAAGAAGAUGUGGAUAUGAUCAUUUCUGCAACAAUGGCUGCAGCAGGUUUCUUUCCUUCUACCGUCACAGCACAUGCAGAAGACAAUGCGAAUACGGACAUGCAUUCUACAAAUGGAACUUCAAGGGGAUUAUCUGACUUUUACGAGCAUCGUGAUGUAUUCAGCGAUGAGCAUUCAAAAUCUUCAAUCACAACUUUUGACGCUCCUAAAGAAGAAAGCAAGUCAAACAAGCUUGCCGACAUCUUUCCAGGCCUCGAAAGAGUCAAGUACAGGAAGCCCUCUCCCAAGUCACACGAAAAGCAAACCACCAAUACCCUUGCUGUGGAAGAGCGAAGCCUACCGCUAGAAACACCUGUCAAGAGUCUUAAGAAGACCCAGUCAAAACACCAACUCUCGAGUCGCGAGUUGCCUGUCACUGUGGAAUCAACGUCCAAAGAUCGGUCUUCCUCACUCCUGUUCGACUCUUCUCCAUCAACCAGGCUAGAACCCACUCCCGAUACUACGCGCAGAACCUCUUCAUCGCCAAUUCGGUUACAACAUCAAACGUCCGGUGGCUCUUUACACCGCACACAAUCCAUCCAUGGCCAUCACUCAGAGCAUGCUAGUGGCUCUCUUCACCGUACAAAGUCUAUCCAUGGCCACCACUCUGGCACGGCACGCAACUGGCAGCUUGAAGAUGAACUGACCCCAACAAAAAGAGCAAGCAGCCAAUCUCCACAGCCCCUCUUAUACCCUGAGAACCUUGAAGGCCUUUCUCCCCCACGAACACCUCUUGAUCCCAUCAAAGAACAUGACGGCUCUCACCUUCCAUCACCUUCUCCGCGACUUGUCAUGGGAGAAGGACCGUACAAAUUGGAGCGACCAGACAGCCGCAGCAGCGUCCGAAGCUCACGGUCACUGCGCAAGGCCAAUCGCAGCAUCAGUGGUGAUCUUCGAGCAGUGGCAGCAGCUUCUCAGGGCAAAGAACAGCAGUCUAACUCGGAUCGGCCUAAGGCCGAUUCCCGCAAAAAGGGAAAGGCUGGGCGCCAAGAAGUGGGGCAUCAUCCCCAGCCACUCGUUCCUCAGGCUGACUCCUUCCACGACGACGACCUGCUCCACGACAACAACCACGACGAUGUCCGCGAUGACUUUGACCGCCGACAUCUCGAAAACCUCCCUUCUUCCUCAUCGUACGAUCCCGUAACCGACAAGGGCAAGCGCCCCGUCCGAGGCAUGUCUGAUGUCUACCUUCGUUUACAAAUGCUCAACCUUCCGCGACUAACCUCUCUGCGCGUACAGGAGGGAUGGGGCGAGACUCCAAACUCACCACGGUCGCCGACCCGACCGCCCAGCGUCAGACGCCGUCAAAGCAUGCAACAUCUUCAAGAACUCGAGACUCGACUCGAUCAAUUAAUCUCCGAGAAUCGCCUACUAGCCGCUGCAAAGGACGAGGCUGAACAAAGACUAUCGCGCGUGGGGAUUGCUCGUCGCAAAAGCGAUCAAGCUCUCAAUACCAGCAAUGCCGACUUGAGAGACAAAGAAGCCGAAAUUGCGCGAUUGACAAAGUCAUUGGAAUGGAUGCAAAGUGAGGUGCAACGAUUGACUUCGGAGAAUGAAGCGGUGAAUGCGAAGCACGCUGAAUUGACUGCGUCGCAUGCACGUGAAGUCGAUGGUCUUCGUACCCGUCAGCUCGAACUUGCUUCAGGUAUGGAAGGAAUUGUGCGCGAACAGAUAUCCGCUGCUCUAGCAGAGAAAGAUGCAGAGCUUCGUCGUCUACGUGACGAGCUUGCUGCGGCCCGACAAGCAGUACAAGAACUACAACAACAGAUUGUCGCGGCAACAGCGGCCGACGUACUCUCUAUCCACGACGAAGACUACUUUGACAAUGCAUGCCAACGUCUGUGUCAACAUGUCCAACAAUGGGUACUACGAUUUUCCAAACAUUCCGAUCUUCGCCGUUGCCGUCCAUUAUCCGAAGUACGAAACACAAAUGUUGCGGAUCGAUUUGACAAUGCUAUUUUGGACGGCACGGAUAUCGAUGCAAUUCUCGCUGACCGAGUGCGCCGACGCGAUGUUUUCGUCGCGGUUGUGAUGGCUAUGAUUUGGGAAUACGUCUUUACAAGAUAUCUCUUUGGCAUGGACCGGGAACAAAGGCAAAAACUCAAGGCUCUUGAGAAACAGCUCUCAGAAAUCGGACCUCGUCGAGCCGUCGCUCAUUGGCGCGCUCUUACACUAACCCUACUCGCAAAACGUCCUUCAUUCGCAGAUCAACGGGUCAAGGACACUGAGGCUGUUGCCCUCGAAAUCAUGGAGACUCUAUCCCAACUUCUACCACCUCCUCAAUCGGCUCAAAGUCAACUUCUCGAGUCGUUGAGAGGGGUGCUCCGGCGCGCAGCCAACUUGUCCAUCGAAAUGAGGACACAACGCGCCGAAUAUGUCAUGCUGCCACCUUUGCAACCGGAAUACGACUCACAGGGCGAUCUUGCUCGGCAAGUAAGCUUCAAUGCAUCCUUAAUGAAUGAACGCAGUGGAAUAUACAACUCCAAUGAAACGCUUGAAGCACAGGGCAUUCCAGUGCGCUUAGUGCUGUUCCCACUCGUCGUCAAAAAGGGCAAUGACCUCGGAGAUGGCGAUGAAGAAAUAGUUGUUUGUCCGGCUCAGGUUCUUGUGGCCUGGCCUGAAAAUGAAAAACCUCGUGAUCGCAUGUCGGCCCUUGGAAACCGAUCUGUGUCCAGCGUGGUGCCAUCCGUUGAUAUGGGAAAUAUGAUCUAA